AAAUUGGAAGGUCCAUGGUGAAAAAAGUGAGUGUGAGACCCAUAGUGAAAAAUGAAUGAAGAAUGUGGAAGCUUCAAGAUACCGUGUGGGAUGUUCAUUGAUUGCAUAUAAUUCAGUGACAUGCAGGCGCAAAAAUGGGCGCCAUGUUUGUGAUAACAGUUUUGAUUGUAUCACUUGACAGCUACCAAACUCAGAAUUCUUUAUUAUUUUCUUUAACAUUGUCAUUCACAUCGAGAGUUAGAAGUGGAAUCUGAUUUUAACUUAUCUUCUAUUCUUUUUUAGUCGCUUUAGCAACUUAAAUGUUUGCUGAAUCAAGAUCUAUUUUUUUAACUUGAAUGCUUCCUGCAAUAUGAGCCUCUGUUUUUUUGAGCUUGGACGUUUCCUUCAAUUCAGUGUGCUGUAUAACAUUAUGCGGCUUAUUCAAAUGACCAAUCUUUUAAGUAAAAUGGAAUUGUAUGUAAUGUAUCACAUUUGGGGGUUUCAUUUCCAGGUAGUCAGUUAACUGUUUUCUUGAUAUGUGAUUGGUUUACUGUUACAAAUUUCUUUCAUUUGCUUCGAUCCCAAAUUUUUACGCCUAUUGUUGUCAUUUGCUCUCUUUUUCUUUUCCUUUUUAUCAUUACAAAAGCCUCUUGAAGAUUGUGCAACUUAUCACCCAAAGAAUUCAAACUUCGAUGAGCACAAGCUUUUGAAGUUUAACUUGCUAGUGGAACAUAGAUUUUUUCCCCUUCGACUGGAAAUCUUGCAUCAUUUGCGUUUUUUAAAUCAGUUUUUCUCAUUUUUGAUUUCGAAUUGAAGCCUCCAUGUCUUAUUUUCUUCUCAUUUCACCUCAAAUUGCUCUGUUUCAAAUUUUUUCCCUUAUUUGCUUUUCUUAAAUCAGCUUUUCUCAUUUUUUAUUUCGAGUUGAAGCCUCCAUCACCAUGUCUUAUUUUCUUCUCAUUUCAUCUGAAAUUGCUCUGUUUCAAAUUUUUUUUCCCUUAUUUGCUCUCUCGAUGUUUAUGUUUGUGCAGUAAAUAAUUACUGUUCAGAUGAUUGGAUUUAAGGUGAAAGGAUGGGUCUAGUGGACAUCAUUGGAAAAUCAGAGGAAGAUGCUUCCUUCCUAAUGGAGAAACAUCGGACUUGGAGUGGAUGAAGAGAUGCAAUUAUUUUUUUCUCAGUUUGAAAACUUCAGAUAAUGUUGGGUGAUGUUCUUCACCAUAUCUGGAUUUUUGCUGAUGCGCCUCCAUUGGAUGCAAUUAUGGAUACGAGAGUAACUGGAUAGAUGAGCAACUUGAAAAGGGAAUGGUACCUUGGAUUCACAAGAAAGAUUAUGGCCAUUUACAGACUUUUGCAAUUUGGGAAAUUUGAAGCAAGCUGAACUUUUGAAAAGAAAUUUGGAGUAUAUUACUUUUCGUUCCAUUACUAAAUACCCCAUAGUACAGGGAUGAUUCUAGUUCAUCCUUAUUGUGUGCCCAAUCUAAUGGAGAUAAUUGCCAUUUCUGCAUUGGAAAACUGAAUUAUCAUAUUUGACACUAUAACCAGCAAGUUCGAACUUGCUCUAAGCAGCCUAUAAGAGGCUUGAGUUAGUCUUGUCUUCAAGAUAUUCUAUAUGCACAACAAUGAGAAAUGGUCAGAGUCAGAUUCUCUGUUACGGCAUGCCUGAAACAUUUCUGCAAUUUCUAUACCCUUUGUCAGUGGAACUCCUACAUAAGGGAAGCUGUGAACCAAGGCCAUGCGGAGAAGGCCCUUUUUCUUUUCCGUCAGAUGAAGCAAAAGGGUGUCCAACCCAACAAUUCCACGUUCCCCUUUAUAGCCAAAGCUUGCGCCAGACUCUUAGAUACCAAACAAUCCCAAAUCAUCCAUGCCCUUGCCAUGAAAUCAUGGUUUCAAUCAAAUGUUUUUGUGCAAACUGCAAUGGUUGACAUGUACAUUAAAUGCCACCAACUUGAAGACGCAUACAAUGUCUUUGUUGAAAUGCCCAUGAGGGAUGUCGCUUCUUGGAAUGUUGUAUUGUUGGGUUUUGCUCAGGCGGGUUUCCUUGAACAGGUUUCUUGUCUUCUGCAUCAGAUGAGGGUUUCUGGAGCUCAACCUGACUCCAUAACUGUUUUGGCUCUGAGUCAUGCUGUUUUGACUACGAAAAAUCCUAGAUUUGUUGGUGCUAUUCAUUCUUUUGGAAUUCGGAUUGGAACUCUAAUUGAUGUGUCAGUGGCUAAUACUUUGAUUGCUGCAUAUGCUAAAUGUGAUGACUUGGUCUCAGCAGAGACAAUGUUUGAUGAAACUGAUAUUGGUUUAAGGUCUGUUGUCUCCUGGAAUUCCAUGAUUGCGGCAUAUUCAAAUUUUGAAAAACAUGACGAGGCUCUAAGUUGUUACAGAAGGAUGCUAGAUGGUGGGUUUUCUCCAGAUAUUAGCACCAUUCUCAAUUUGCUUUCAUCUUCUGUGCAUCCCAAAGCACUUCUUCAAGGUAUGUUGAUUCAUUCUCAUGCCAUCAAGUUAGGCUGUGAUUCCGACAUAUGUGUUGUUAACACACUUAUUUCUAUGUAUUCCAAGUGUGGAGACAUUCAUUCUGCAAGAUUUUUGUUUGAUGCCAUGUCUUACAGAACUUGUGUUUCAUGGACUGCUAUGAUCAAUGGGUACAUUGAGAAAGGAUAUAUGGAUGAAGGAUUGGCCUUGUUCUAUAAAAUGGAAGCAACUGGUGAAAAACCCGAUCUUGUCACUGUGCUUGCUUUGAUCUCAGGUUGCGGCCGAACAGGAGCUCUAGACCUUGGAAGAUGGACUCACGCUUAUUCCAUUUCCAAGGGAUUGAAAGAUAAUGUUGUGGUUUGUAAUGCACUAAUUGACAUGUAUGCCAAAUGUGGAAGUAUCGAUGAUGCUCGAGAGGUUUUUCAUAACUUGACUGACAAAACUUUGGUCUCCUGGACAACUAUGAUUACUGCUUGUGCUCUAAAUGGAAAUGUUAAUGAGGCUCUGGAUUUUUUUGCUGUGAUGGUGGACAUGGGAAUGAAACCAAAUCACAUAUCAUUUCUUGCCAUUCUUCAAGCUUGUGCACAUGGAGGUUUACUUGAUGAAGGAUUGGAAUGCUUCACUUUGAUGACUCACAACUAUGGCAUAUCCCCUGGUAUAGAUCACUAUUCAUGUAUGGUUGAUCUUCUCGGUCGUAGAGGACAACUGAAGGAAGCUCUGGAAAUUAUCAAGACCAUGCCUUUUGAACCUGAUGCUGGAAUUUGGAGUGCAUUGCUCGGUGCUUGCAAGCUUCAUCGUAAUCCGGCAAUGGCCCAGUAUGUGUUUGAACAGCUCUGCGAAAUGGAUGCUCAGCGGGCUGUUCCUUAUGUGGAGAUGGCUAACACAUAUGCUUCUGCUGAAAUUUGGGAUGGAGUUGCUGCUGUGAGGAGGAAGAUGAAACAUCUUAACGUGAAAAAGUCUCCAGGACAAAGCAUAGUUCAAGUGAAUGGAAAAUCUAGUAUGUUCACAGUUGGAGAUAGAGAUCACCCUCAAGCCUUGUAUGUAUAUGAUGUGUUAGAUGUUUUGACCUUGCAUUGUAAAAGAAGGAUAUGGACUCAUUCAGAGGAGAUUUCUGAACUUGAAUGGAAUUGAAGCCAUCACAGAA
Molecule: messenger RNA, 3580 nt
Organism: Prosopis cineraria
Lineage: Eukaryota; Viridiplantae; Streptophyta; Magnoliopsida; Fabales; Fabaceae
Product: pentatricopeptide repeat-containing protein At4g19191, mitochondrial-like
Exons: 3
Coding region: 1603-3567 (654 amino acids)
Biological process (GO): RNA modification
Molecular function (GO): RNA binding; protein binding
Source: RefSeq, a predicted model, not a curated record